Molecule: messenger RNA, 1254 nt
Organism: Saitoella complicata NRRL Y-17804
Lineage: Eukaryota; Fungi; Ascomycota; Saitoellomycetes; Saitoellales; Saitoellaceae
Exons: 2
Coding region: 1-1254 (417 amino acids)
Source: RefSeq, a predicted model, not a curated record
AUGAGUGCGCCUGUGCCAGACCUUGAGUAUGUGGGUUCCGGCGACUCCACCACGGCCACACCCGCAAAGACAAAGUCACGUUCUUGCCUGCCCCCAGGAGUCAAUCCACUCGAGAACGCCGGUAACCCUCUCGAGAUUUUCCGACGCAAACCCGAACCACCUCGCCUUGACCAGCUUCUGGACAAUACGCGAUGCUCCCCUAUGUCCUGCGGAGAUUUCGAAGCCUAUCUGGUGCAUAAGGAACACAGCGCGGAGAACCUACUGUUUUACAAUUGGCUCCGGGCUUAUAAGAAACGAUGGGAGAAAUUGAGUGCGGAAGAACAGGCGAGGAGUUCGCCGGUGCCAGAGGGUGGAGUUGAAGAGAAGAGAAGGAGCAGGAUAGCGGUACCCCAAUUGACGGGAAAACGUACGUCUCAGACCUUGAUCCCGCCUUCAUCGGCACAUGACCGGCCUGGGACGGCUCUCACAGCCAGUGAUGUCUAUCCAUCUCCGCCGACGACACCCAGCCGUCCUUUAUUGGUGGGAGUACAGGCGGCUUCCGGUACAGGUAUGGAUACGAGGUUCCAACCGUUCAGGAGUGAGAUAGACAAAGUCAUCGCCUAUUUCUUUACUCCUGGAGGAGAAAUGGAGCUCAACAUCCCGUCAUCCCUCCGUCGUGCAAUCGUGUCCCACGCGAGAGGGUCGACGCACCCAACCAUCUUCGCCGAGGCAAGCGUGUGCUGCUAUGAUAUGAUGCACACAUCAUCGCUACCUGGAUUUCUCAAAUUUGCUACGGUCAACGUUGGCCCGAAGAAGAUUUGGUGGCAUUAUGGUGUUGGAACUGUGAACUCUAUCAUCUCCUUAGUCAUCAACCUGGUGUGUAUCUUGGUAGGGUUAGCGCGAGGAUAUAGGUGUAUCGCCGUUCCUUUUACGUUGUUUGGUAUCAUGGAAGUAUAUGGAGCAUGGAAGGGACUCUGUUUUCAGGUGUAUGGGCGUCGUGCAAGACAGCUCUACCCAUGGGAACUCGCAGAGGAUGACGAAGCUACUCCUCUGUCAAUGCCACAACGUUCGGGGUCCAUUACUUCGGCUGUUUUGCCUUCGACAGCACGUCGCCCAAGUUUGGGCAGCCAAGCAAUCUUUGAGAGGGAGAAGGCAAUUGAUGAACCAUGGAUUUGGAACAUUCAGAAUAGAAUGUAUUGGAAGAUUACGUUUGUCGCAUUGGUUGCGGCGUGUGUGGUGGAAGCUGUUUGGUUAAGCGUCCCCAAUGCUAGAUGA